GAGCGGCUCACCGACCUGCUGGAGGCAAUGGACCGUGACGCCUGGGCAGCGGCUGAGCGCGAGGCGGCGCGGCUGGCAGGGGAAUUUGCCGCGCUGGUAGGGGCAGAGGCUUCGGCCCGGCGGGCUGUGGAGGCGGAGACCCUUCGUGCUGCUGGGCGCCUCGAGCGGGAGUUGAAACGCUGUGCUAGGGACGCCGUUGGUCGGGAGCAGCAGCGGCGACGGUGCUUGGCUGCACAGGCAGAUGCCACAAGGGCACGUAUGCAACGUGAAAAUCAAGAAAUAGAGGAGGAAGAGGCGGACAAACGAGAGGCCGUGGAGUGGCAAGAGGGGCAGCGUCUGCAUGAAGAGGAGGAGGCUCUUCGAGAGGACAUGGAGCGGCAGGAGGACGAGCAUCUCAGCGUACUCCUGAAAGUGAUGCGGAAGGCGAUGGCAGCUGCUGCGGGGCUUGAAAGGCAGCGUCUGUAUGAAGAGGAGGAGGCUCUUCGAGAUGCCGUGGAGCAGAAGGAGGAUGAGCGGCUCACCGACCUGCUGGAGGCAAUG
Messenger RNA from Trypanosoma grayi, 540 nucleotides. RefSeq lists its product as hypothetical. NCBI's taxonomy places the organism in Eukaryota, Euglenozoa, Kinetoplastea, Trypanosomatida, Trypanosomatidae. The record is from RefSeq and is a predicted model, not a curated record. The annotation marks the transcript as partial. The transcript has a single exon.